Molecule: messenger RNA, 1713 nt
Organism: Geosmithia morbida
Lineage: Eukaryota; Fungi; Ascomycota; Sordariomycetes; Hypocreales; Bionectriaceae
Exons: 3
Coding region: 1-1713 (570 amino acids)
Biological process (GO): positive regulation of transcription by RNA polymerase II
Cellular component (GO): nucleus
Molecular function (GO): transcription cis-regulatory region binding; zinc ion binding; DNA-binding transcription factor activity, RNA polymerase II-specific
Source: RefSeq, a predicted model, not a curated record
AUGAAUCAACAACCCUCACUAGAAAAAGCCAAGAAACACCCCGGCCCCAGGUCGAAAACCAAGGGGCUGAAUCGAUCGCGCGCAGGGUGCCUUACAUGCAAACAGAAGCAUGUCAAAUGCGACGAGACUAGACCAACCUGCCGAAAAUGUGCUCAAAAGGGAUGGACCUGCGGCGGCUACUCAUCAGGGGUAAAGUGGUCUUAUAAACACCAACACACCUUUGUCGGCGUCCGGCCGUCUGCCAACACCAGCAGCAGGGCCGCCACUGAGGAGGCAGUGGAGCGAGAGCCAUCACAGGCUCUCAGCGAUGACGGCACCAGCAGUCUGCAGCCCUUUAUCUUCGACAACGUAUUCUCGCCCAGCAGCUUGCCUAUGCCUCUGAACGGCGUGGAAAAUGGGGACGGUAAUGGUGUCAUCGAAGAAGUCGGGUACCAGACUUGUGUGAUCGACGAUCCCGUUCUACUCUCCUGGCCUGAAGAUGACGAUCUGGUACCCAUUCUGGACAAUACGCCGGAGCAGCCAUGUUUCCCACAGAAUCAGUCCGAUACAUCUUCCACGAUAACAACACUGGAUCACGAUUAUACCAACAAUAUGUUUGACAUAUUGACGGUGCGUAUUCCACCAAUGCCGUCGUCAUCCGUAACUGGGCCAGAAGCCACACUCAAAUUGAUUAACAACUGGUUCGACAUGGUCUGCCCCGCCUGGUCAGGAUUCGACUCAGACGUGAACAUGAACCGUAGACUCGCCUACGACUUCUGGCAAUCCUCUUCUACAGUUUUCCACUCUCUGCAGAAAGCUGUCGAUGCUGAGGUUCUAGGUGAAGCGGGCACCGAUAUAACUUUGCACCCUUGGACUGGAAUAUCGUCCACAACCUCUCGACUUUUCGCUCGGUCCAUGAGACUCUGUCGUACGUACCGCCGGAGAAUCACGAACCCUACCGGUCGGGCCAUCAGUCUCUCGACGGCAAUGCAUGAGAUCGAGGAGGCCCAGAAGCUCGAGGAAAGGCUUCUGGAGCUUAACUUUUCUCCCCCUACAUCUCAGGUAAAUACCGACACUGGUGAUGGCAAAACACCAUGGUUCCAUCUCGCACGAAUCGCCGAGUCCUACCAGCUUGCUUCGCUGCUCCUGCUCUACGUCACCUUCCCGGAUCUCGUUUCCAUACGACUUCCACAUGAGUCAGUCUUGGUUGGAGAAGACGAUGUUCCUUGGGACAAAUGGAUUGUCCCGUUGACUCUGCGUCUCAUAUCGGUACUGGAGCAAAUUCCACCGGAUUCGGGCAGCCGUGUCAUGCAGCCGCUACUCUACAUUUGCGCGAGCACUGGCCUUCGCUACAACCUCCCCUCUCCCCCGUCCGACUUAAGUCCUGGGGAAAAUACGAUCCAUCGACCUAGGUCCACUGAACAGCGCUCCUGGACACGAAUCAGCGAUCGUGGUAUACUCGACUAUGUCGGACAAAUCCAUGCAGGCGACGACGAUGAAAUCAGCGAACCCCCGGCCAUUUCAAAAACCGCCGUGGACAUUGGAAGUGCACGGAAUUUCAUCAUGUAUCGUCUAAGCGUGUUAGAGAGCACACUCCAGCCGAAGCCGAUCGUUGUGGCCCAAAACCUGGUCAAGGCCAUAUGGGACGCCUAUGAUAGUGAGCCUACUACGUCAGCUUCGGUGCACUGGCUUGACGUUAUGAAGAAGGGAGACCUCAUAUCACUCUUUGGCUAG